Molecule: messenger RNA, 1778 nt
Organism: Salvia splendens (bonfire salvia)
Lineage: Eukaryota; Viridiplantae; Streptophyta; Magnoliopsida; Lamiales; Lamiaceae
Product: DELLA protein GAIP-like
Exons: 2
Coding region: 41-1567 (508 amino acids)
Source: RefSeq, a predicted model, not a curated record
CAAGAUCAUUUUCACAUUCUUGGCUUCAUUUCCUUGGCUGAUGUCAAACGCCGUGUUCCAACUGAACGAGAGCGAUCAUGAUCACGAUGCAAUAUGGAGGAUCAAACAAUACAUGGAUGAGACCGCGUUCAUGGACUUGUUUUCCUCCAUUUUUGGACAAGAAAGCUCUUCUUGUGAUACGGUGCAGAAGAUGAACAUGGUUGGUUUGGAGCCACCAAGAUCAGAAUUCAGCAAAGAUGUGAAGGAAAAGCAGAGAUUGAGGAAGCCUAGAGAAGGAGAUUCAAAGAUGAAAAACAGUUUUGAUCAGAGAUUGUCAAUGGAGGAGAUCUUGAUGGUUGCUGGGGAGAAAUUCAUCCAAUUUUCCACCAACAGAAUUGAUGGCAUGUCUAUGCUGUUCCACCCUUAUGGCUCUUCAAUCUCAGGCCUUUGUUCCGAUGAUGAGAGAGAUGUGGAGAUCAUGCACACCCUUCUCUCUGCAGCAGAUAAUGUGGGGAUGAAGCAGUUUGAUGAAGCAGCUAGGCCGCUGGCUCGUUGCCAGGUGAUGGCGUCUGAAUCAGGCACCCCCGUGCAGCGCCUUGCCUGCUACUUCUCUGCAGCCCUGGAGCAAAAGAUCAGCAGAGAAUGUGGCAUGGUGAUCACCACGAGGAAAACAGACGGUGGUGGUCAUCAUGUAGGGCAUGCAUUAGGCACAGACAACGCGUUCUUGGCCUCGUACCAGCAGCUGCCCUUUGGCCAAGUAAUGCAGUUUGUUGGAAUGCAGGCCAUCAUAGAGCAAGUGAGAGGUGGUGGGAAGGUCCACCUGAUUGAUCUCCAGAUCAGGAGUGGGAUCCAAUGGACGGCUGUGAUGCAAGGGCUGUCAGACUCGCAGGUGCAACGUCUCAGAAUAACUGCAGUAGGCCCAGCCGAUCAAACAUACAUGGAGAAAACCGGCAGCAGGCUACAGAGCUUUGCUCAGUCUAUGAACCUUCCCUUCUUGUUUGAGGUUGUCUACUUGCACGAGAUGGAUGCAUUCAGCGAGGACCUCUUCAGCAUCGAACCUGAUGAGACCGUUGCAGUCUACUCCUUCUUGAUGCUGAGGUCCAUGAUAUCAAAGCCCAAGUCGUUAGAGACUGUGAUGAAAGCGUUGGCGAGAAUUAGGCCAGCUGUGAUGGUGGUGAGUGAGGUCGAGGCAAACCACAACUCCCCGUCGUUCAUAGACCGUUUCAUGGAGGCCCUACUGUUCUACAGCGCGUAUUUUGACUGCUUGGAGGAAUGCAUGGAGAGGGGCAAUGAGUAUAGGGCGAUUCUUGAGGGGCGUUUCUUUGGGGAAGGGAUCAUGAACAUAGUGGGAGCAGAUGAGGAGGAGAGGGUGACGAGGAAUGUGAAGCUGAGUGUUUGGAGGAAGUUUUUAACGAGGUUUGGGAUGGUGGAGAUCGCGUUGAGUGAUUCGUCAAAGUAUCAGGCAAGUCUUGUGGUGGAGCAGUUUGGGAAAGGGAGGUGUUGUGAUCUUGAGUUUGAUGGGAAGGGGUUGAUUGUGGGGUGGAAAGGGACACCAAUACAGUCUGUUACAGCUUGGAAGUUUUCAUAGAUUGGUGUGUGAUGGAAAUGUGUUUAUUAAGAGUAGAUUGUUUGUCUCAUUCUUUAAUGAAGAAAAGAGUGGUUCAAAGAUCUGUGGCUGUAUAUAUAGGUUUAAUCCAUUUCUUUCAACUGAAAAAACAUCUCCCUUUUGUUGUUGUUGUUGAUUUUGUCACAAGCUAGCUGUUCAUUCAAUUUGAGUAGUUGAAUUAAGUGUAUUAAUU